This is a messenger RNA of Quercus robur (English oak), 558 nucleotides long. RefSeq lists its product as uncharacterized. Gene Ontology annotation, molecular function: nucleic acid binding. The record is from RefSeq and is a predicted model, not a curated record. Bases 1 to 558 code for a protein of 185 amino acids. The transcript is spliced from 2 exons. Lineage: Eukaryota; Viridiplantae; Streptophyta; Magnoliopsida; Fagales; Fagaceae.
AUGCAAAAGGAUGCUCAAAACUUUGCAAAGAAGUGUCAAGAAUGCCAAAGGCAAGGAGAUGAGAUACACACCAACCAUCAAAGUCUUCAUCCAAUUGUGGCUCUAUAUCCAUUCCACAAUUGGGGGCUAGAUUUUAUAGGACCUAUAAACCCCUCAUUUGAAGGAUGUACAUGGAUACUGGUAGCCAUUGGGUUAUUUACCAAGUGGGUAGAAGCUGUGGCUAUGAAGAAGGCAACAGAAUGGUACUCCAUUUCUCACACGACAUCAGCACCUUAUUAUCCCAAGGGAAAUGGCCAAGCUGAGACCUCUAACAAAAGAUUAUUGAAGAUAUUGGGAAAAAUGACUAAGAAGAAUGGAAAGGGGUGGAAGGAGGAGCUUCCUACAACUCUGUGGGCUCAUAGAACAGCCAAAUCACAAGUGACAGGAGCUUCACCCUUUUCUUUACUCUAUGGCAUAGAGGCUGUCAUCAAAAUAGCUAGUAAGGCCAGUGGUGAAGCUGGUAGAGAUUGCAGGAAUACCCAGAGAAGACACUUUGGAUAUUAUGGAGAAAAUGCGUGA